This is a messenger RNA of Exaiptasia diaphana, 2137 nucleotides long. RefSeq lists its product as uncharacterized. Bases 88 to 1419 code for a protein of 443 amino acids. The record is from RefSeq and is a predicted model, not a curated record. Lineage: Eukaryota; Metazoa; Cnidaria; Anthozoa; Actiniaria; Aiptasiidae. The transcript has 2 exons.
GUCAGUUUAUAGUUUGAAACUGUGAGAUAUUGCACCACAAAAGUCAACGAAUCAAACUUUUUGACCAUUUGAGAAAUUUGAUCAGAGAUGCUGUUGUAUUGUAUAUUGUUAGUAUGUAUGGUGGAAGGAGUUCAGUCAGGCUGUGAUCCUAACUAUGGACCAGCAGGCACUACUGAGUGUGUUAGCUUUAAACUGUACUAUAAUCAAUAUCAAUGGGCUACCUGUCUCACUAACAAAUACAUCCAGCAAAAGAGUAACCACAAGCAUAUUUGUAUCAACCGAUAUGCCACUUACUGCUACUAUCAGUGCAUGAUUGAAGUGCACAACAAAGAAUCUGGUACUGUAAGUAAGGACUGCGCUUGUACGCCAGGUCAACCAACUGGUUCCCCAUCAGCAACUCCAACAACGCUGCCACCACAGUGCUUUAGUCCGUCUGGUGCGACAUGCGAGUGGUAUCGUAAUUGUCUGGAAAAGAAGUAUCCUUGUGAGGACACGACUAACGCCUACGCCAUCCGGUAUGCCGAGAAGUUCUGCAAUAUGUACAAUAAAAACCGAUACUUGUUCUCUUCCAAAGGCCAGCAAUGGGUGGAUGCCGUCAGAAAGUGUCUACAAGUUUCUUUGGUGCCGUUACUCCGUCCAUGGCGAUCGCCAUCUUGCCAAGAGAUACGCAGAGCUGCAUUUGAUUCCCAUACUCCGUGUUAUCUUCGCCCAGAUAAAGGCGCUCCGUCGGUGUGCGAUUUAGAGUGCUUAGAGUUCUUUAAGAUCUUUUUCACCAUAAAAGGAUCAUUUGUGAAACUGGACACCGCAGGCGAAUCACUCAAAGGUGCAUGGAAUAUCUUGAACCAGUGUGGCUUGAAGUGUACUUACAAUUGGUUUAGACAAAGUGUUACGAUCAGAAUGGUCAAAAUAUAUUUCAAAUUGAUAACCCAAAAGACAAAACGGCUAUUCAAGAGAUCUUCUGAGGAUCCUCUACCAGAGGAUGACAAGCAAAGCCGAUUUGCAGAGGAGGUUGUAACGUACAUAUCCAACGCACUGAAGUGGAAUCCAGAAGUAAUGGACUGGUUUUCGUUUUCUAAUACUAACUCAUCUAUCCUCUAUGUUGCUUUGGCCGACAAGAAAGGGCUAGGAAUAGUGCAAACCUCUACUCCUGCAGUCAACUUGAACAACACUAUUGCAGGCCUGGCCACAGCCAUCAAAGAAAGCCACAUUCCUGUUCAAGUUAAUGGAUCUAAUGUUUGGCUCAAGUCAUUAGACUCCUGUUCUGACAAAACCUGCAGUCAGCCCAGGUCCCUGGCGAUUUCUGAGAAGCCUCCAAAAUUCCCAAGUAGUGGUGGAAUGUUGGUGAAGAGUGGUUACUUUGUUGGUACCACCUUCCUGGUCAAUUCUCUCAUCCUUUGGUGGCCUAAUAACCCAUUCUAAGUUUUGUAAUCGAAACUGGUAAUGAUAUCCACUCAUUUAACCAAACCAAGCAAUUUUAAACCAUUAAGAGAUGAAUAUCCAUCGUUUACUUUUUAGUUUUUUGAGAUUUUCCUCAUAAAGAGCUACUGCAGUUUGUAAUCUUAAGAGUUUAGUACUAUGAAGUGAUAAAAUAGCAUCGUGUAGUUGUAUGUUUAAAAUUUCUUAAUAAAGAUUUUAAGUUUGCAAUAUUUUUAAAAGGUUUGCGAAGUCGUUUUUGAGUUAAAAAAGGAUUAGUUUGGAAUGUGGCAACGGGGUAGCGAAUAUAGUUAUAAUACGCCAAGAAACAGUGUAGUUCCCAAUAUAGUUUAAUAUGUCAUUAAUUGAAAUAUCGUAGACUUUUUUUGUUUUUUUGUUUUUGAUAUUUUAUUUUAAACAUGACAGAGUAGGAAUAAAUAGUAGAAUGAGAAAAAUAAUUUACAAUUAGGAAAUAUCGUAAACUAUUAAAAUCUCUUCUCUUUGAUUUCUUUGAACAAUCAAGUCCUGAUGUUCUGAAGAUGAUGAAAACCUACAAUUGAAAGAAAACAGAAGAUUGUUAAACCAAAAUUGUUAAGCAGCAUAGUGGCAGGCAUACUGUUAUGUACGUAUCGUACAUCAUGUAUGCUGUGGUUUGUUAUGUAGAGGCGUGAAAAAGGCUUUUGAAAACAGCUAAAUAAAUGACGCAGUCUCGACACCCUGAGAA